Messenger RNA from Zea mays, 2421 nucleotides. Its product is annotated as glycosyltransferase BC10. The transcript is spliced from 2 exons. Gene Ontology annotation, molecular function: glycosyltransferase activity. Lineage: Eukaryota; Viridiplantae; Streptophyta; Magnoliopsida; Poales; Poaceae. Gene Ontology annotation, cellular component: membrane. The record is from RefSeq and is a predicted model, not a curated record. Bases 826 to 2016 code for a protein of 396 amino acids.
UACACCCCUGUACAGCAAGGUCAAUUUCCCUGGACGGACGGACGGAUGGUCAUCACGCUGCCGUGCGUGGAAGGACACAAUAACCACACAACAUCAGCAUCGAAGCCUCCGCUGAACUUGUCGUCAAUGUCCUCCCAUCUGUAGAAACAAAGAAGCAUCCGUUGAAUUCAUCGUCAAUGCACUCUAUCUGUUAGUGAAAUUUAGCCACUUCCAUUUUAAAGAUAAAUUUAACGUGUUCUGUGAUAGAUUUAUCAUAUUUUUUUCCAGAUUGGUCAAGAUAAGCAGUCUAUUCUGGCGUGCCAUCGCUGACUCUGAUUUGGACUGCACCAGUGCACCUCCUGCCUGCCUGCCUAGUGCUUCCCUGAGAGCCGGGACCUUUCCAGCGCCCCCUGCCUGCGAUCUGCGUUGUCGUCUCUCUUGUCGGCGCCCGCCCCGCGGAGAAGACGAAGACGACCCUCUUCUUUCUUGAAUUGAAGCAGAACCUGCAGCUCCUCCCAUGGUACGGUUCCACGAUCCCUUCCCACUCUGCUCUUUUCUCCCGCUGCUGUGGCUGUGGAGCUGCGUCGUCUUUAUACGUUUCUUGCCGCGUCGUCAACGAAUCCAGGAUUCCUCCUCCCUUUCCCUGCGCGACGAAAACUGUUUCUAUCUAUCUAUUUAUUUAUUUAUUUAUUCCUUCACAAAGAAAACCGCUGCUCUGCUCUGCUGCCACCAUCCUUUUGAUUCCACGGCCUCGGUCGACUCACCAAUUCCCAUACGUAUUCUCGUCUGAAACAAAAGGAAAGAGCGAAAGAAAAAAAAAUCUUCCCUUAAUUUCAGCUGAUCGGCAUGGCGCAGGGAGCAGCAACAGCCGUAGACGGCAGCGGCAGCGGCAGCACCGCCCGUCCGCCGGCGGCGCUGCCCGGCCUGAAGCUCCUCCGUCGUCUCCUCCUCGUGGCGGUGGUGGGCACGGGUUUCCUGGCAGUCGUGGUACUGCUCUCCUCCUCAUGGCGAUACUCGUCAUCCAUGCUCCCUCGGGUCCCCGCGCCGGACGUCCGGCUGCCCGCGCCGGCGGGCGGCGGGAAGGUGCCGCUGGAGCGGUGGGCGCGGGGGUCCGCGUCCGCGUGGCACAACCUGACCGACGAGGAGCUGCUGUGGGCGGCGUCGUGGCGGCCCGGCGUCCGGCGCUACCCGUACCGCCGGACGCCCAAGGUGGCCUUCAUGUUCCUCACCCGCGGCCCGCUGCCGCUGGCGCCGCUCUGGGACAGGUUCUUCACCGGCGCCGGGGACGCGCGCCUCUUCUCCGUGUACGUGCACGCCACCCCGGGGUACCGCCCCGGCUUCCCGCCGGCGUCCGCCUUCUACCGCCGCCUCGUGCCCAGCCAGGUGGCUCGGUGGGGCGAGGCGAGCAUGUGCGACGCGGAGCGGCGGCUGCUGGCGAACGCGCUGCUGGACCCGGCGAACGAGCGCUUCGUGCUGCUCUCCGAGUCGUGCGUGCCGCUCUACGGCUUCCCGGCGGUGUACAGCUACCUGACGCGGUCGCGGGAGAGCUUCGUGGGCGCGUUCGACGACCCAGGCCCGCACGGCCGGGGCCGGUACCGCGCCGGGCUGGGCCCCGAGGUGACCGCCGGGCAAUUCCGCAAGGGCGCGCAGUGGUUCGAGCUGGACCGCGACCUCGCCGUCGGCGUCGUCGCCGACGGCCGCUACUACCCCAAGUUCCGGGACCACUGCCGGCCGCCGUGCUACGUGGACGAGCACUACCUGCCCACGGUGCUGUCCAUCGAGGCCCCCGCGCGGAUCGCCAACCGGAGCGUCACGUGGGUGGACUGGUCCCGCGGCGGCGCGCACCCGGCCACGUUCGGGGAGGAGGACGUGCACGAGGCGUUCCUCAGACGGCUCACGGCGCCCGGGAAGGACCAGGGCAACUGCACCUACAACGGCCAGCCGGCGGAGGUGUGCUUCCUGUUCGCCAGGAAGUUCGCGCCCAGCACGCUGCGCCCGCUGCUCAGCCUCGCACCCAAGUUGCUCGGAUACGGCUGACACUGCUCUGCUCUGCUCUCAACCUGAAAUCUGAAUCUUCUCCAGUGAUUGAUAAUUGAUUGGUAUAAAUAUGUACUCUAGACUGGACGAUCGUCAUCCAUCAUCGAUGUAUAGAUGUAGCGAAACAUCAUUUUUGGGCUCAACUGGUGUUAACACCGAUAGCAGCAAAGAGGAGAAGAGACACGGGAAACUGGACAGCCGGAAGAACGAACGAAUGUUAUUCAGUAAACUGUUGUCCCACAAACGAACGGAACACAACUAUUUAGACUACCUCUAGCAAGCUUACUCAUUUUAUUUUAUCUUCUAUUUUAAAUUUUACUAUGUUAACAGCGUAGUUUACUGUAUAAAAUUGUGUUUUGUGUUUAUCUUCUAUUUUCAAUUUUACUCUGCGACCAGUAUAAUUUA